CUAGAACAUUUCCAAGCAGCGGGGCCACCCGCCCCGUUCAGAUUAUCCGGGUGUAUAUGAUAUUACCCAAUGUGGACACCACGACAUUCAUUGGCACAUCGCCUCUCAGGAACCAGCUCCACAUCCCCGCAGGAUCAUAUCGAGAAUAUGGCGUGCAUUUCAGUCCCACGGAACUAGAAAGAUAUAGAUAUCUGAGCAUCGCGUUCGUUGUAUAUGUUAUCCUCACAUCUCUUCGCAGGAUUUGAACUGCUGGUAACCAUAUCAAUCAUUGAGCAUACCAUUGAUCGAUAUUCGAUCACUCACCAUCCUCACAACAACCCCCAGGCCCCACAACACCUUCCAACAACGCAACCCAACAAUGCUCUCCCCCAUCCUCCCACUCCUCCUCUCCACACUCCCCCUCCUCACCACCGCAACCCCCCUCCUCACCCGACAAUCCGACACCCCAUCCCUCACAAUCACCAACUUCAUCGCCUUCCACGCAGACCCAUACAUCGAAGGCGCGCAAUCCAACCUCAGCUUCCACGUCUCCGACACGCGGCCGGGGGCCCUCGGAAUCGAGGUCGACUGCGCCGUCCCGCCCACGUACUUCAACCUCUACGCCAUCAGCGCGCUGUUCGACAACUGCGGCGACAUGGCGAGGGAUGUGUGGUAUCGGUACUCCGAGACGGGGUUGACGGUUAGGAGGGGGUGGUGGGUCAAUGAGACGGCGUAUGUGAGAGGGACUGCUACGCAGAGUUUGGCGGGGAUUAAUCCUACUACGCUUGCGGAUGGGAAGUUGUGGCGGAAGGAGGAGGCGUGGGCUUUCCCGAUGACGGUUAGAGCGAGCAAUCCUCCGUAAACUGGGAACAUCACGGCGUGGUGGUUAGGGUCCUGUUGGGAUUGAGACGGCCUUUGCAAGUGUUGUGGUUGUAGUUCAGAUGUUGAAUCGUUAUUUUGCGU
Aaosphaeria arxii CBS 175.79 is the source of this 942-nucleotide messenger RNA. RefSeq lists its product as uncharacterized. Bases 359 to 841 code for a protein of 160 amino acids. NCBI's taxonomy places the organism in Eukaryota, Fungi, Ascomycota, Dothideomycetes, Pleosporales. The transcript has 2 exons. The record is from RefSeq and is a predicted model, not a curated record.